AUGGCGACCGGGCAAAUUGAAAAUAUUGAGGUACGCUACAGCUCUAUAUGUCAGAAACCAUUACGAGAAAGAUGCCAGGAAUUGACGACUUUAACAACAGAAUAUCAUAUUAGAGAAUUACAACAUAUCUUUCCACAAUUGGUACGGGAUAUCUUCGGCUGUGGAAAAAAUCAUGAUUGGGGUAUUUUUUCUUCUCAUCGUGUACACGAUCGAUGGGAUACCGAUACAUUAGAAAACUUUCUGUCCCCUUACGAUGGUGGCAUUUUUGGUAUGAUUAACAAAUUAGAAAGAGAAGAAAUACGAUUUGAUUAUCCUCUAAAGAACAUACCUCUAGCACUAACUACGAAUAUGAACGAAUCAGACGAUUUGUAUUGUAAAUUAGUAGAGAAGUAUUUAAAUUACUUUUUGCCCGCCGAUGGAUCACCAAUUAAGUCGACUGCCUUGGGUAUGAACAAGUCUAUCGCUACAUCUCCAACCAAAAUUAUCACGAAUAGGUUUCAUGGUAGUCGCUUACUCAAGCCUACUAUGACAGUAAUGGAAGAAUCAUUUACCGGCUGUAGCAAUUCAAUGAAAGACGCAGUAGAAAGAUCUGAUGCCUUAGUUCAGAUGCAGCAAAAUGUCAGCACUGUGCCGUCCUACGAUCAUGUACGAAUUGUUCGGCGCUUUAUAAAACAUAUGCAUUACUUUUGCAACUGCAGUAAAGGAAAGGUAGCCAGUGAUGUCAUCAAUUAUUCUCUUAAUAGUACAUUUUCUGCUACUGAGAGUUUAAGAAGAAUUGCAAUCCCUGAGUAUAUAGCGAAGAAGCUGUUUGGAUUUCUUCAGUUUUCAUUUGACCACUGGCCAAUGGAUUCUAGUUUUCGUGUGGUUUUGGAGACAUGGUUAAGCUAUUUACAGCCAUGGAGAUAUCUUGAUAUUAAUGAAAAGCCACUGCCAAGUAGUAUGAGUGAUGCAGCAGAUAUUAGAAAAUGGAAAGAGUUCGUUUUCAACAACAUAGGCGUAUAUUCCAUUUUAUUUCAUAAAUAUCUCCUUCGGGCUCUAAGAUCUGAUUUAACAAGUACAAGGGAAGCACAUCUGUUGAUGAGAGUGUCCAAAGUCAUGAACCAACCUGGAUUAAUGAAUAUUAUGGACGAAGGUGAAGCACUUCUGUUAUCUGAUAAUGGUAGAAUGAUGGAAUCUUACACUAACAAUGAACAGCAGGCAUUGACAAAUAUGCAAAAACAUCUUGAUAGUCUAUCUAUAAUUUACCAGCCGAUUUUAGAACCAAAUAUGAGAGACAUGAUCAAAAAGCUGUUAAAGAUCAUUAUUGAAGCGACUCGAAAACUUAAAAUGACUUCUGAAAAAGCUCAAAAGACUGGUUUUAUAAAUUCCGUAGUUUCCUAUUUUAGCGCAGAAUUUGAAACAGAACAGGAGAAAGAUGCUACUAAGACCAUACAAUAUCUUGAACAGGCCCGAUAUUGUAUUACAGAAAUGUAUCAAAUAUCCCAAUCCGAGGAAAAUACAAUAUUAGCAAAUGUUGAGAGCCAAAUGCCUGGUAAUACUCGUACUAAUUUACCUGACCAUACUAUCACCGGGUCUGGACUCACCUUAACGCCCUUAGGCAGAUAUCAAGUUAUGAAUGGACUUAGAAAGUUUGACCGCUUGCCUGCUCGAGUUAGCCUUGCUAACAGACCUAUACGACGUUCCUCUGAAAACGCAUUCCUAGCCCGCUUUUUUUACAAUUUAGCAGUCUACAUUAAUAUCUACGUAAUGGGCAAAGCUCCUACUGACGAUCCUGGCAUGAUUGCAGUGUUCUUACGAUAUUUUGCCUCUUACAGUUUUAUCUGCUUGACGUCUUUAAUAUGCAUAUUUAUGUUUUGUUCAUCGAUAUUUCGUAUAUCUGUUAUAAUUGCUGCGGUCGAAAGUGUAACUAGUAACUUCAUAAUAAUAUUUUUUUUGAUUCUAUCACUAUGGACAUUUAAAAGUUUAGCUAUAGUAGGAUAUCAACAAUUUCAUGGUAAUAACAGAAGGAAAAGAACCAGCGUAAGAUAG
Trichoplax adhaerens is the source of this 2028-nucleotide messenger RNA. RefSeq lists its product as uncharacterized. Gene Ontology annotation, biological process: ceramide biosynthetic process; glycerophospholipid catabolic process; sphingomyelin catabolic process. Gene Ontology annotation, molecular function: sphingomyelin phosphodiesterase D activity. NCBI's taxonomy places the organism in Eukaryota, Metazoa, Placozoa, Uniplacotomia, Trichoplacea, Trichoplacidae. The transcript is spliced from 14 exons. The record is from RefSeq and is a predicted model, not a curated record. The coding region runs from base 1 to 2028 and encodes 675 amino acids.